AUGCCGCCGGCUGGCCGGCCGGCCGGCCAAUCCGGCGGCGAUCCAUGUUGGGCGAGCGAAAAAAAAUCUGGGUGCCGGUAGCAGGGGCGAGCAGCGCCGGCAGAUUGGCCGGCUGGGGCUGUCGACCACCGCGGGCUCGGGCAGUAGGCUAGGCCAAGUGUGCGGACGCCGCCUCGUCCGGUCGCCCCAAUCUCUGUACUCGGACCCGCCGGGCCAGUCACUGCAGAGGAACCGGUUCCCGUUUCAGUGUCUCAAAAGAUCAUGCGUGCAAUCACGGGCUCCGCGUUCCGCCUCCCGGACCCCAGCCCCGGGGAGUCCAUCAUGCACCAGGCGCUCGUCGGCGUCAUCGCCUCUCCCAGCGGCGGCGACCGCUACAUGGUCGCCGAGCUCGUGCCCUCCUUCGGCAGCGAGAGGGCAGACCUCCGCUGCUUCUCCUCCGACCUCGGCGAGUGGGUCAACAAGCGCGUGCACUACCCGCUGCCACCGUGGAUCCCGUCGCCGCUCUGCACGCUCGCUCACCACGGCAGGCUCUGGUGGGCCGACUACUCCUGGGGCAUAAUCACCGCCGACCCCUUCGCCGACGACCCCGUGCUCGGCUUCGUCCCGCUCCCCCGGCCUUGCGUGCUCGAGUGCAGGGAGGUCCACGGGGUGCUCGACAAGUUCCGCUACACUGGGGUCAGCGCCGGCAGCCUGCGCUUCGUCGACACCUACCGCCGCGGAGGCGCCCCCAACAAGGUGACCGUCUGGACUCUGCCCAACCCCGACGCUACAGAGUGGACGCUGGAGCACGAGGCCACCUUCGUCGACAUCUGGGCCGACGACACCUACAAGGCCACUGGCCUCUCCAAGAAGGUCCCCGUGCUCGCGCUCAUCCACCCCUACAACCCCGCCGUCGUCUACUUCUUCCUGGAGGACCACCUCUUCGGCGUCGACGUGCGGGCCCGCAAGGUUGUCGAGUGCUACCGCUACCAUCUGGUGGCGCCUCCCCGCGCCUACCCCAUCGCCAACCGAUUCAUCCGCGCUUGGGAGCUGCCGCGUGCUGUCUCCUCAGGGCUGAGGAAUCGGUCGAGUGACAUCAGCUCUCCUGAACCAACUGCAACACCACCUUACCGGCCAAUGCCUGGAGACUACCACUUGUUUGGCAUCUCCAGUAUGGUGGCACCCAAAGAAUGAGCUGAGGAGCAACGGUAUGCAGCUGUUUAAUGUUCUAGGUUUAGCUAGCAGUGCUGAACUCAAGCUAUGGCAUGAUGGCGUGUUUUUGGGUGGGAUAUUACAUGCUUUUGAAGCAUUAUAUGAUACUUAGCUGUAUGGUAUGAUGGAUCGCUGCUAUGGACCUAUGGUGGAGCACUGCACUCGAUGAUCAGGGUGCAUGUGACCUGGAUCAUGCUUGAUUUCAGUGACUUGAACCGCAAUGCUAUGCUAUUUGCUCUUGACCGACUCACUGGUCCACGCAAUUGCUGUUUCAUGCUUUUAUGUUGAUCUUGUGGUGUGAGCUAGCUCGAAGAAGUUCAUUAUUGAUCGUGGCCAGUGGCCUGAGUGGAAGUAGUUAGAAUCUGGGAUGAAGUUCCAUUCAUUUCGGUGUUCAGCACCGAGCAAACUGUCAGUCUGCAAUGAUCCAUGUGAGCAAUGGUGCUUGGUUUCUAACCGGUUGGCUGGUUCCGGCUGACAAGAUUGAUGCUUGCCGGUUGUGGAGUCAGGGAUUCACCCGUUGUGGUUGGCUACUUGCUGCUGCUCUGAAUUAAAAUUGGUUGUCGUUA
Messenger RNA from Panicum hallii, 1757 nucleotides. RefSeq lists its product as uncharacterized. The record is from RefSeq and is a predicted model, not a curated record. The transcript is spliced from 3 exons. Lineage: Eukaryota; Viridiplantae; Streptophyta; Magnoliopsida; Poales; Poaceae. Bases 262 to 1173 code for a protein of 303 amino acids.